AUGUCAAUUCAACAAGAUAGUAAUAAUAAUAAUAAUAAUAAUAAUAAUAAUGAUAAUAAUAAUGAUAAUAAUAAUAAUGUAAUACAAGAGAAUUCUUAUAACAAAUUAAUGAAUUCUUUCCCUACAAGAUGGGAAAUAGAAUUGGAAUUUGUCCAAUCUUUAAGUAAUUUACCUUAUGUUUCAUAUUUAGCUCAAAAUAAUUAUUUGAAAGAUGAAAAGUUUAUAAAUUACUUGAAUUAUUUACAAUAUUGGAAUAAUCCAAAUUAUUCAAAAUAUUUAGUAUAUCCAAAUUGUUUACAUAUCUUAAAUUUAUUACAACAAGAACAAUUUAGAAAUGAUAUUAUAAAUCCUGAUUUUGUAAAUAAAUUAAUGAAUGAUAUGAUACAAAGAUGGCAAGAGAAUGAAAUACAACAACCUCAAAUAGAGAACAAUAAGGAUAAUAAUAAUACUAGUAAUACUAAUACUAGUAAUACUAAUGAAAUACGAGAUGAGAAGGAUCAAGAAAUGAAUUAG
Insectozyma verbasci is the source of this 513-nucleotide messenger RNA. Lineage: Eukaryota; Fungi; Ascomycota; Pichiomycetes; Serinales; Debaryomycetaceae. The record is from the annotation of a GenBank genome assembly.